Molecule: messenger RNA, 465 nt
Organism: Trichomonas vaginalis G3
Lineage: Eukaryota; Parabasalia; Trichomonadida; Trichomonadidae
Product: ankyrin repeat domain-containing protein 39-related family
Exons: 1
Coding region: 1-465 (154 amino acids)
Cellular component (GO): nucleus; cytoplasm
Molecular function (GO): protein binding
Source: RefSeq, a predicted model, not a curated record
AUGGAUGACACUCUGGAUUUGGUAAGCUUUAUCAUUGCGCAUGGUGGCGAUAUAAAUGCUCAAGAUAAAAGUGGAAGUACUCCACUUCAUUAUGCUGUUAAAAAUGAAAUGAAAGUUGUAGAAUAUCUUGUUGAGCAUGGUGCAGAUGUGGAUAUUAAAAGAAAUGAUGGAUGCACUCCUCUGCAUAUUGCUGUAAAGAAAAGAAAAUUCACUAUUUAUAAAUAUCUUCUUUUGCAUGGUGCUCAUGUCAAUAAAAAGGACCAGAAAGAUAAAACUCCUCUAUUUUAUGCCGCAAAACAUUUUAAUAGCGACUUGCUUGGUCUUCUUAUAGCUCAUGGUGCAGACAAAAAUAAAAAGGAUUGUAACGGUCAUACAUAUUUAGAUUACAUGUUUGGAUAUAAUAUUUCAUCUGAUGAUGAUCAUGAAUCUGAUGACUCACUGAAUAGUUAUGAUUCGGACAUAUAA